Molecule: messenger RNA, 7722 nt
Organism: Rhagoletis zephyria (snowberry fruit fly)
Lineage: Eukaryota; Metazoa; Arthropoda; Insecta; Diptera; Tephritidae
Gene: sfl
Product: N-deacetylase and N-sulfotransferase sfl
Cellular component (GO): Golgi apparatus
Molecular function (GO): heparan sulfate N-sulfotransferase activity; deacetylase activity; hydrolase activity
Source: RefSeq, a predicted model, not a curated record
AUGCAAUUUUAUUUCAUUCAACAAUUCGUGUGCGUAAAGUUAAGUUUAUUUUGCGGAAAAACAACAUCGGUGUUUCGGAGUAAAUUAAAAAUCGGGGAAAAUGUAGGAAUUAAGCAAAACAGUUGAAAAAAGCGAAUAAUUGUCCCCGCAUAUUAUCGUACAAAAUUUGUUGUCCCGGGCAAACCAGUUUUCGUAAUAAGUGCACCUUCUGCUAAUCCUUUUUUCACCAGACAAAAGACAACGAAGCAAAGAAGAAAACGCAUUCUACAUCACAUCUAAUUGCACAAAUGUCAGGUGUUGCAAAGUUUUAUUGCAAAUUCAAUAAAAAGUUGUAUUUACGCAAUGAACUCUUCGGUUCGGUCUAUCUCCUACCGCGACGCAGCUGCCUACAACUGUCUGGGCCCCAUUACCAAAUCAAAAUGUGAAGCGCACCUUUACAGUGCAGAGCACCGGCUUAGUGACGGCGCCGUUAUGUGUGGGUGGUGAGGAAAUGUCGGCAGCGAGAGUGCAUCAGAAGAAAAGUGAAAGUUGCAUUCAUGAAAUGGCAAAUGCUGCAUGUAAAUAUCCUAUAUUGGUAAGGCGUAACAGCGCUCCGCUAAAAUACGAGUAGACAGGUAUUUAGUAAAAAAAUGUGAAAACAAAAGCAAAAAAUCCCACCUCAUUGGUGUUAAGACUUUGAGCCUCUUAUUUUUUACAAAAUCUUCGCACUGAUGCUGAGAAUUUAAUGAAACAGCCACCAAUUGCUAGGGCUAAAACAAGUGUUACUUAAUGGUUACAAGUGUAGCAGUGGAACGUACAAUGAAAAUGUUAAAGGAGUCAGCAAAAUAACCAAAAGCCUUACAUCUGCUCCUGCACGCGCCUAAAAACAAAGGCAAAUUGGCAUUUAGUUCCAUGAUUCGCAAAACAUCUGAUUGUAAUCCAAUCAAUCUCUUCCGCACAUUGUAUGCAUACAAAAAGCCAAUCGAAAUAACUGAAGAUAACGAAUUGUCGAUGAGGCCCAGACACACUAGAUCGUUUGGUCGGUCAGUUGACAAUUGACAAGCUGAGCGCAAUCAGUUGAAGCGGAACAAGUCGACGGCAAUGAAGGCGACGGAUUAGUGCGAGGGGAUAGAUGGCGAAAUACGAAACGCUUUGGAGAAGCGGAGCUUAAAUGAGAAACGAAUGCCAUAUAUUUACAUAUAUAAGUGCCAUAUCUUAACAUACAUACAUACAUAUGUAUAUACGCAUAUAAGGCCAUAAGCUCAUGUGAUGCAGUGUGACAAAACUCGAAUGCAUUGUAAGCUGAAAAUGGACAAUGACUGUCAACUGCAUUAACAACAACAAUUAAACAAACAAAAAAAAAUAAAAAUAAAGGCAACCGUUAAGUUUGCGCUCUAAAUAUAAAUCAGAUUUCAUAAGUGAAUGUGAAAUGAAACUUGACAACUUGCAACAUGUGGACUAAGUAUGCCGACAAUGAAUAUUGAAAAUUGCCGAGAGCAACAGAAAUCAGCUACCGAAAUGUGUGCAACAACAACGUCGCUAAAUGCAACGACUAUUUGACAAGAGCUGUUAGUCCACAGAAUGGCCAUAGCGCAUGCGCAAAGGCAAAGUGUUGUAUAUGUAAAAAUUUGGAAACAUAUCAAAUGGCGACGUGACUGCAAUUAUAAACAGAGUUUAGUAUUGUGAGAAAAACUGAGUAGAGUAGCAAGUGCAGGAAGUUGGCAAAAUUUCAGUUUUUCAGUGUGGGACAAAAAAGUGCAAAGUUUUGAGGUUAUACCUUUAAAUUGCCGUACUUAAUUGUUUUCAAACACUAAACCACUGUUGUGAUAAGAUAAAAAAAAAUAAGUGAACGCACAACUCAAAUUCAAAGCAAAGUCUCAGACAACUCUAACUAUCAGUGCCAUCAAUAGAAUUAACCCCCCUAGGAGACCACACUUGCACCCUACGAAUUAAAAGAAGCUUCGAAACAUAUCUUACUGCUGCCAACAAAUGCAUAACGGAAUACUGUAAAAGCAGAAACCGUUAUAAGCAGAAACGAUAACGCCACCACCGAAAAAAAGGUUCCAAAAAGAAAUUAAAAAAAAAAAAUACUCGAAAAUUAAAGUAAAAAAUCAACAAAGCAAAGCAAGCAGCUUACCAAAUGACAAUAUCAAAUCCUUUGAAUCGCAGACGAAAUAUCAACAGUAAUAACGGUAACAACAACGUUGCUGGCGACACUGAGUUAUUGCUGCUAACAACACCAAAACCCAUCAGCAGCCCAGCACCGACGCGAGGCUUUCAACCUGAGAGCGGCGACACGCGGCGCAGCGCGACAGGCGGGCGUAUAAAGCGCUUGCAACGACCAACAACACUAGCAAAUACUUCCGGGCUCAACCAGCAGUCGACGAGUAUAACAACUGAAAUGAACACAAACGUUGCUACAGUGAAAGAAAAUCCACGCGGCAACCCGAAUACCGCCGCGCGCAUGAGUAAAAUUCUGCCGGGGAAAUCGCUCAAAUAUGAGCGACUCAUAAAUCAAACGACGCGAACGCGCACGCCAACAAAGGCAGUUGACAUAACGUCCGAGGCGGCACUAACUGCCAACGGUAAUGAGUGGCUGGCGCAAAGGCAGCCUGAACAGAAACAGCAGCAGCAACAAUGGCGCUUGGAAGACCAGCCAACGGCAGAGCCGUGGUACGAGCAUUCAUCUACAGCGCAAUCUAUAACGCCGGCCAGCACAGCUGCACCAGCCACACGUCUAGCUGCGGUAAGCCCAGCAUCGAGAGAGACGACGGCGGCGGCGGCGAUGAUGAAAAAUUGGCAAACACAUUUGGAAGGCGCGGAAAUGCAUUUAUCACCAGCAGCCACAGUCAUAGCCACAGCUUCAGCCAUGGCGACGCCGCAUGCCAAAGUUGGUAGCCGAAGAGGAAACGCUAGUGGAAAUGGUGGCAAUAGCUGGAGUGGCAAUUAUCAACAGCAGCAUCCGUAUCCGACGCCGUUAGCAACAGCGGCAGCGGCACCGGCAGCAACAACAACAACACUGCAGCUAUGCACACAAAGUCGUCGGGACAGCAGCAACAAUGGCAAUGGUGGUGGUGACUUUGCCAACAUGACCACCGGUAAUGGCAACAGUUAUGGCAGCAGCACGAGUAACAAUGGCAAUGGCCGCUCUGGUAAUAACUUGAAAUAUUUUGGCAAUAGUGACACGAGUAAUGGCUCAUCUGCGUCCGACACGGACGCACUCCUGCCCGAUGCUGAUGCCAUAGCGCCCGCCUACCAACAUUCUACCACCACCACCGCUAACACCAACACCAGCAGGCCAAACAAUGGCAGCAGCAACAGUAAUGCCAAUUUGGCGAGAAACAGCAAAGGUUUCUACCAUACCUCAACCACCACCACCAGCAGCGCCGGCGCCAGCAAUAACUACGAGCCAGCUGCCAUAACGCAACCAAACUCUUCGCCGUCGUACUACACAUCGCCGGCGUCGCCAGCAUCAGCGCGUUCGGCCUCCUCACCCGCCGCUCUGUACACAUCAAACGGUGCCUCUUUAUUGGCAUCAUCGUACUCGGUGUCGGUGUCGGUGUCGGGGUCGGGGUCCGGCGCUGGGUACGGGUCAUCAUCCGGCGCCGUUGCAUUGGUGUGUAAUUGUUGCAGUCAUUUAAUUGCUCGCUGCUGCUUCGGUAUGCCUCUGUUGAAGGCAAUCAAUGUGCGACGUUGUGUGCUGGCGUUAUUCGCCAUAACGGUCGUUACGAUUUUUUACUACACUCAUUACGUCGAUACGGGCGUUUUUGUUGGUUUAAUUCAGCGUGACACCCGCCCCUCGCCGCUUAUAAACUGCCGCAUGGUUAGCGGGAAGCAUACGCGUGAGUCAUCAAGAGCGCCCGAUCAUCGAUCGGAGGCACGACUGCGCAUCGAUCCGAAGGUGCUCGUGUUCGUAGAGACUACCUACUCAGGGCUCGGACGGGAUAUUGCCGAAUUGUUGGUCUACAAUAGAAUCAAGUACAAAAUCGAAGUGGCUGGCAAAAGUCUUCCAGUGCUGACGAAUCUCGACAAAGGCCGCUACGGUGUCAUAGUUUUCGAAAAUCUCGACAAAUACCUGAACAUGGACAAAUGGAAUCGUGAGCUACUGGAUAAGUACUGUCGUGAAUACUCAGUGGGCAUAGUGGGCUUUGUCAGUCCGAGCGAGGAAACUUUGGUAGCCGCACAGUUGCGCGGCUUCCCACUCUUUGUCCACACAAAUUUGCGACUGCGCGAUGCCAGCCUAAAUCCCGCGUCGCCAGUGUUGCGGCUCACGCGUGCCGGUGAGACGGCCUGGGGUGCCUUGCCCGGCGAUGAUUGGGCUGUUUUCCAACACAAUCACUCCACCUAUGAACCCAUUGAAUGGGCGCAGCGCAACACACAGGAUUACCCAUCGGAUAGUGGUGGACAAGUUCAGCUCCCACUAACAGCUGUGCUGCAGGAUCACGGCCAGUUUGAUGGCAUACAGCGCGUCUUGUUUGGCAGCAGCUUGCACUUCUGGCUGCAUCGCUUGCUGUUUCUCGACGCUUUGUCAUUCCUGAGUCACGGGCAGCUCAGCUUGAGUCUAGACCGCAUGAUACUGGUGGAUAUUGACGAUAUUUUCGUUGGUGAGAAGGGCACGCGACUGCGCCCCGAUGACGUGCAGGCACUGAUAGCUACGCAGCGGAUUAUUACGGCAAUGGUGCCGGGAUUCCGCUUCAAUUUGGGUUUCUCAGGGAAGUACUAUCAUCACGGCACACGGGAGGAGAACUUGGGCGAUGAUUAUUUGCUGCGUAACGUACAGGAAUUCAACUGGUUUUCGCACAUGUGGAAGCAUCAGCAGCCUCAUCUGUAUGAGAACUUAACGCUACUCAUGACAGAGAUGCAACUGAAUUAUGCCUUUGCGAAGGAGCACAACAUUCCCACUGACUCGGGUUACUCGAUAUCGCCGCAUCAUUCGGGUGUCUAUCCCGCACAUGAAAUACUCUACGUAGCAUGGAAGAAAGUGUGGAAUGUGAAGGUGACCUCCACAGAGGAAUAUCCACAUUUGCGGCCGGCGCGAUUACGGCGUGGUUUCAUACAUCGCAACAUCAUGGUGCUGCCACGCCAGACUUGCGGUCUCUUCACGCACACCAUGUACAUCGAUCGCUAUCCCGGUGGGCGCGAUAAACUCGACGAAUCCAUACAGGGCGGUGAACUCUUUCAAACAAUCGUCUACAAUCCCAUCAAUAUCUUUAUGACGCACAUGUCCAACUAUGGCUCGGAUCGGCUAGCGUUAUAUACGUUCCAAUCGGUGAUAAAGUUCCUGCAAUGCUGGACUAAUCUGAAACUUGGCUCAGCGCCGCCUAUUCAACUAGCGGAAAUGUAUUUCCGCCUGCAUCCCGAAGAGGUAGAUCCCGUUUGGGGCAAUCCAUGUGAUGAUCCACGCCAUAAGAAAAUCUGGUCCAAAACGAAAAGCUGUGAUUCGCUACCAAAAUUUCUAGUUAUUGGUCCGCAGAAGACGGGCACCACAGCUCUCUACACAUUCCUCUCCAUGCACUCGAGUAUCACGAGUAAUAUACCCAGUCCCGAUACAUUCGAAGAAAUACAAUUUUUUAAUGGCAACAAUUACUAUCGAGGGCUGGACUGGUAUAUGGACUUCUUCCCAGCGGAGGCGAACACCACUGCGUCUCCAACAACUCGCUAUAUGUUCGAGAAAAGUGCCACCUAUUUUGAUGGUGAGGCGGUGCCGAAACGUGCUCACGCAUUGUUGCCGCAUGCAAAAAUCGUAUCGAUCCUCAUCUCGCCGGCGAAACGCGCCUACUCGUGGUACCAACAUCAACGGGCGCAUGGCGAAGCGAUCGCGAAUAACUAUAGCUUCUAUCAGGUAAUAACAGCAGGCGAUUCAGCACCAAAAGCUCUAAAGGAUUUGCGUAAUCGCUGUCUAAAUCCUGGCAAAUAUGCUCAACAUCUGGAGCACUGGCUGGCCUACUAUCCCGCCCAACAAUUGCAUAUCAUCGAUGGCGAACAGCUGCGACUCAAUCCGGUGGAUGUGAUGAACGAUUUGCAACGUUUCCUCAAAAUACAGCCGACAUUCGAUUAUUCGUAUCAUUUGCGUUUCGAUGCGAAGAAGGGAUUUUUCUGUCAAGUGGUGAGCGAGAAGCGCAAUAAAUGUUUGGGCAAAUCGAAGGGGCGUCAAUAUCCAACGAUGGAUGAACGUAGCGCCAAGCUGCUGCAGCGCUACUACCUUAGCCACAAUACAGCCCUUGUGAAACUGCUGAAGAAAUUGGGCUCUCGACCCAUACCGCAAUGGCUGAAAGAUGACCUCUCCACGGGUACGUGAUAGCUAAUGCAAUUCCGACGACUGCGCAGCAAACUGCGAAAACAAUUCGAAUUGGUAUUUGUAAGGCUCAAACAACAAACUGAUGAUAAUAGUAACAACGCGAUGGCAUACGAGGAUGAAACGCCUAAAAGUAUACAAUAUAGACAUCAUAGACGUAACAGCUGGACGCAUUUUUAGCGGGAACUAUAAGGAGCGGCGCUCGAAAGCAGCAAAUCGUUGGAUGUCAAUAAAGUACUACUUAUUCAAUUUGAUGUACAUAAUUUAAUUGGCAAAAUGCUAAAUUUAGGCAGUCGUGCGUCGGAGCAUACGCAGUCAACGAAAGGAAAAUUGAAGCGUAAUUGUAAAGGAAAUUAAGGCAAUUAAAGUCAAUAUUUAUGUAGCUUAUAAAUACGUAUGUAAGUGAAGGAGAAAAAUCUGUUAUAUGUAAGUAUGUAUACGAGUAAGUAAGCAAUAUGUGUAUGUAAAUGUAGUUUUUCCAACUAAGUUAUGUAUACAAAAGCAAAUGUAUAUUAGAUGAUGAAAAUAGAGGCAGUCAAAUGAAAAAAAAUUGCGUGUACUGUAUUUUUUAUGUAUCUAAUUAGUAAUAAUUACGCUUGUAUGUAGUAGUCAGCAGUGUACACAUACUAUAGUGUAUCUAUGUAUGUAUGUCUAUUUGUAUAUAAAUUUACAAUACAAUUGUUUAGUUACAGUCCAUGUGCAUAGUGUAUAAAAAUUAAAAAUUAAACAUUUAAGCUAGUUAAGUAUACAUAUAAACAUAAAUACGAAUAUGUUUUUAGUAAAAAUUAGUCUAUACAAACAUAUCCUAUAAGUAGUAGUUGUUGUAAAUUUGUUUCUAUAACAAUAACUGCAAUCAGCAGCUUUAAUUAUAUGGCGCUAAUUAUGUGCGAAAUAAACAAUGCAGCGGCUUGGACAACAAAAAAAAAACAAAAAUUUACUUGCACUACACAUAAAUCACUGUCGGGCGAAAAAUUGCGAAAUUUAUGAUUUUCUAAAUUAGGGGAAAUUUUAUGUACAUAAAUACCUAAUUUCGUUUCGAUAACAACUGCAGGACAUAAAAAAUGUUUAACUUCAAAGCAAUGCGUUUUCAAUUUAAGAAGAAACAAUUCACACAAAAAUUACACGAUUUAUUUCUAGAUUAUGGGCUAGAGGCUAGAAAUAUUUUCAAAGUUUCAAGUCAGUCAAGCAGAGAGAAAUACAUCCAUCCUUUGAAAAGCGAUUUUUUUUCAUGGCACAGUAGACAUGGAGGUUUGCCAUUGCCUGCUGCAACUUUUUAUUUUCUUUCGUUUUUGAUGUUAGUCGGAAACUGGUUCUGCGGCACUACACCACAGUAGUUAUGCUUAUACAAGCCCCAAUUCCCUACUAAUGAAUCGUACAGUCUUCCCUUUCUUUUCCGCACCAUAUUUUUCUUUAAAAUAAAUCUUUUGCACCCAUGACAUUUUUUUAUA